UCAUCGCGCAUCGUUUCCAAACAAUACUCAGGAAAAAGCCACGUUGACGAUCCAGACAGAAGUGUAGUCCACAAUUUCGGGAAGAAUAAGGCAGCAAAUUAUUUGUCAGACGCUCUGGUUGCUUCCCGCCGCUGACUCAGGAUCAGAGCAGACAUGUCGUCGCCGCCGAAGGAGAAAGUGGAAACCAAAGGAGGACAUCUCCCUGCAGUAAAGGCAGGAGGUAUGAGGAUAGUACAGAAGCACCAGGCUGCUGCUACUCCGGAGCCACCGCAGAAAGAUGAUGAUGAAGAGGAGUACGUCAGCAGCAGUCCACCAAAGGCCCCCAUGAUUGUGUCUGGAGUGGUUACAAAGGGUGAUAAGGACUUCACCCCUGCAGCUGCCCAGGUGGCCCACCAGAAGCCCCAGCCUUGUGUCCCCAAGCUGCCCUCUGUCCAGCACAUCAACCAGCACAUCCACCAGCCCCGCAAGUGAGCCACGCAGCAGGCUACAACGGCUACGCUAACUCCACCAGCCGGCCUUCCCCAAUGGAACACAUAGGAUGAAGAUGUUUCCCCACCAGGCACAGAUCUCCUCUAAAUAAUCAGAGUAGUUGUUAGCCUGUUGCGUUACACGUACGAGGAAUUAAUCAGCAACAGACACCCAAUGCCAUUACAGCCAUUAUAGAAGUCCCACUCAUUACAGCCCUGCUGCAUUGGUGUUGAACUAUUAGUUCUGCACUUUUGGCAGCUGUAUAGUCUUAAGGAGGUAGACAUGGAUGGAGGGUCUUGUAAUAUGGCUAUCACUCUAGGAUUAAACAUUAAUGAAGAAGCUGAUCUCAGAUCUGAGUCUGUGGGGGGAACUCUCACCCCAAGUGAUGUGCUGACCAAUACCACACACCACAGCAACCAGCCAAUCACAGCAACCUAUCAAUCAGGCCAACUAACCAACCAAUCACCUCACAGUGACGAGCCCAAGCUCCAGCCUUCUACCUAUGAUCUCUGCAGACCAAAAUAACCAAUCAGCAAAAUUAUGAGGUGGACAGCGGUUUUACAUUAUCAACGCAAACCAAAAAGAGCACAGCAAGCAGCUUCUACAUGGCUCACUUUCGAUGUGUGUGUGCGUGUGUGUGUGUGUGUGUGUGUGUGUGUGUGUGUGUGUGUGUGUCACUUGAGACUGUUGCCAAAUUGCACAAGUACAGCAUGGACCAGAGUUAAAGUAGCUAACUACAUGACAGCAUUAACCAAUUAUUAGAGAUAUAGUCAUUUAUCAGCCUCCAAUUGAAAUUUGUAAAAUAUAUUCUCCUCGGACGAAAGAUUGGACAUUUUCAAUAUUAUAGAUGGAGAAGCAGUGAGAUGCAAAGCCUUACCAAUUUCUGGCUGUGGCUGUCACUAACCAAGUAGCUACUUGAUGCAUGUUGUAAGUGUCAUGUCUCAAGACAGCUAGCUACGGUUAUAGCAGAUGCUAAUAUAGCUUUUGGACCAUGACAAAACUUAUUUAGCUUUUACUACAGUUUCCUUCUGUGUCACUGUUCUGAGCUUUAUUUGACACCAGAGUAAGUCUUACUGAUCUCCGAUCUGCUCUCCACUUCUGUCUGCCUUGUUGGAGCUGUCCAUCCCUCCCUGGCAGUGGUAAUUCAUUUUAAUGCAAACUCCACCUGCUCCAUCGUCUCCCAGCAGUGCCUCAUUCGCUUGGAUUUUAAGAUGUUUUUGUCUCAUUUGACUUGCAUGGAUUUAUAUUUUUUCUGCUAGAGUCAACUGAAAUGAAAAUGCAGCCAAAAAUGUAAUGAAACCUAGAGAAUGCCAUUUACUGCAGUGUGCUUUUGUGUUUGCAUUAACAUUAGGAGUAAUGUACUUUCAUCACAAGUUGAACAAAGCAUUGCAGAGAAGCAGUUCAGAAAAUAUUGAGGCUCUUAACUGUAAGACGAAGGUAACCGUUGCCCAAAACAGUGAUUUCUACAUUCCACAGAAAUGUGUUUGAACAAAUAUGUCAACCAUGUGACAGUUUGUCAGUGUACAAAGACAAUACAAUACAUUUAAUUGUACUUGCCAGGAUAUCUGCAAGUAUGGCUUGUUGCAUAUCAGGAAUCUGGUUCAGCCCCCAAAAUCCAGAUUGGCCUUUCCUUAUAAAUUAUGCAUAUCAACAUACACACACACAAACAACACACACCACCCUUUUCCUUAAUCACCCAUCCCCUUACAGUCAAAUGUCAUUUGUGGCAACACUAAUGUUCAGGUUUCCAGGAAAGAAAGAAAUUUAUCUUGCCAAGAAGGAAUGAUUUCCUGUGUUAAUUUAAUUAACUUUGAAAGAGUUUUAUUUUUGUUUUGCUCAGUUCUUUUUCUUGAGUAAAUUGUUCAAAUUGUACAAAUCUUUAGUCAUUGAGUGGACUUAGGUAUUAGGUGUGGUUGUUAUAGUAAAUAAAGAAAUAGACUAUCUUAAAAAUG
This is a messenger RNA of Dicentrarchus labrax (European seabass), 2420 nucleotides long. RefSeq names its product death-associated protein (gene dap). The record is from RefSeq and is a predicted model, not a curated record. The coding region runs from base 154 to 471 and encodes 105 amino acids. Lineage: Eukaryota; Metazoa; Chordata; Actinopteri; Moronidae. Gene Ontology annotation, biological process: apoptotic signaling pathway; cellular response to amino acid starvation; negative regulation of autophagy. The transcript has 4 exons. Gene Ontology annotation, molecular function: death domain binding.